This is a messenger RNA of Pristis pectinata (smalltooth sawfish), 1003 nucleotides long. RefSeq names its product peroxiredoxin like 2C (gene prxl2c). Bases 1 to 687 code for a protein of 228 amino acids. The record is from RefSeq and is a predicted model, not a curated record. The transcript is spliced from 6 exons. Lineage: Eukaryota; Metazoa; Chordata; Chondrichthyes; Rhinopristiformes; Pristidae.
AUGUCGACCAGCUUGGAAAAGACACAGGGAGCUCCCCAAAUUGUGCAGAUCAAAAGAAGCCCCCAGAACCAACCCUACCCACCUCCAAUCAUCAACAUCAAGGCUGCUGAGGACUGUUUUGUUGUCGAUUGUUAUGGAAGAAAAAUACCAUUCCCAGCUUUGUAUAAGGAGAGGAAAGCGAUCUUGGUUUUUGUCAGGCAUUUUCUGUGCUAUACCUGCAGAGAGUAUGUGGAGGAUUUAGCAAAAAUUCCACAGAAAUAUCUGGAGGAUGCUGGUGUCAGACUAAUCGUUAUUGGGCAAUCCAGCCAUGACCACAUACAGCCUUUCUGUGCACUAACUGGAUAUACUCAUGAAAUUUACAUUGAUCCAACCAGAAAAAUUUAUAAAAGUUUACAAAUGAAACAAGGAGAAACAUUCCAUCAAGCAGUCAGGAGCCCCCACGUUAAAUCAAGUACAUUGACUGGAAUCUUUAAGAGUAUGUGGAAUGCAAUGAAGAGCCCUGCAUUUGACUUUCAGGGUGAUCCAGGGCAGCAAGGUGGAGCUUUGAUCAUAGGACCCGGAGAUAAACUUCACUUUGGACAUCUUGAUUUAAAUAGGUUGGAUCAUGCACCCAUCAACUUAUUGCUGAAGCUGGCAGGAGUUAAAACAGUGGACUUUACCAAUAAGGCAGAGAUCAUUGACAUCUGAAAUAAUAUUAACAGAAAGUGAAAAGUGAACACAAUUCUAUUCAACACGCUUCUCAAACAACUUUAGCUCCCAUAUUUUUAACUGGCAGAAAUUAAGUCUAUCAACAAGAUUUAUCAUAGUCUAAGUGGUCUUCUGUUUUUAGGAGUACAUCAGUUGAAUAUCUUAAUUUAUUAACAUUAUCUGGGUAGAUUUUGGAUAUUUAUGGUCCUGGCAUAAAACGCAAAUCCAGAAUUGAGGCUUAGAAUCAUAGAGUCAUACAUCUGGAAGCAGCCCCUUCAGCCCAAUGGUCCAUGCUGACUAUCAAGUUCCCAUUACA